AUGGAUUACGAUACCAAGGACAUAUGGAGAAAAUAUGGAGAAAGACCUGGACUUUUUCAUAUAUCUUUGAAUGCCUCACAGAAUCCACCAGCCCAACUACUGACACACAGAAUAAAAGUUAUGGAAAAGUUAAUCCGGAAAUUUCCAGAAGGAUUUUCACGUCAAGCAUCUAGAAAUUUACUUGGAGUGUGCUAUUUCUACAACAAUGAGUACUUGAAAGCUGUUGAGACAUUUCAAGAGGUUCUUAAAAUCGAUCCGAAUUCCGUAACCGCCUCUGCAAAUCACGCUUUUGUUUAUCAGAGAUUAAAACUAAGUUCCAAUUCCCAAAAGUAUUCAUUUGAACUUGGAUCAAACGAAGUCGAAAGACAAGGGAUUGCGCUAGCAGAUCAAGCUUUUGCAUUUAUCUUUGAUUGUCAUGUAGAAAAAGAUGUUCUGGAAAGGAAUAAAGUACCCAAAGAUCUCCUUGUUCAAAGUCUGGUAAAGCUUCAAAAAAGUGACCGACAAGACAUUGUCAUGGAGAUAAACUAUUGGUUGGGUAAGACAUACUACAGCCUACUUACACAGUGUGCAAGAAGAAAGGGAACGGAGGCAAUGGCAAAAGAAUUUUAUAUGAAGGGAAUCGAAGCAUUGGUAAAAGUUACGGGAUUAAGAAAACAGGGCGAGUUUACGAAGGAGUUUGUUUCCACAGCAUGGGCUUUUCUUGGUCUUUUCCUGUCCAGAAGAGGAACAAUUAGGGAUGAGUCUGGAAAAUGGAAAGUAAAAAUCAUUGAGCAAAUGGACGAUGACAUCAAAGACCAUUUAAAGAAACUGGAUCUGUUUGAGUAUUUAGAAACCCCUGAAGAUUGUUUUAAAAAUGGUCUUGAGUGCGUUAUCAGUGCAAAUGAAGAAUCAUGCGAAAAAUCAAAACCAUCCGCAGAACUUUUAAUUCGAUACGCAAUGUUCCUAAAAUUUAAAGAGAGGUAUGAAGAAGCUUUGGAAAAAAUUAACCAGUCUUUGGAGAUUGAUGAUAGCGAAGGAAACUGGUUUGCUUGGACAGUAAGAGCAGAUAUUUUAUUCAAAUUAGGGAAAAUAGACGAAGCAAUUAAGGAUAGGGAAAUAGCAUGUUCAUGGAAUGCAACUUCUCACCAUCUUUGUGAAUUGGCUAAAUCAUACCAAGAGAAAUACAAGUCAUGCAAAGCAACAAAUGAAGAAAUGGCAAAUGAAUUUCUUUUGAAAGCCUCUGGAUGUUUUCUACGAGCAGUUCAAAGCCUUAGACAGGAGAAAAGACCAGAAGUGCAUCGUGCUUAUGGAAUAUUCUUACGCGAAAUAGGAGAAGUUAGAGAAGCUAUAGAAUGUUUUAAAAGAGCGAUAGAGGUAGACACCGCUAACAGAGCAACGGCAAGCUUUACUCAAUUAUUUGAAACACUUCUUCAGCUCUAUAAAAACUCUAUUCUAUUAGGCAAAAAUGAAAGUGAAAUCUAUAAAUUAUUGCAUGAAAUGGCCUACUUCUACGAUGUGGCGUUACGAAAGCAUGAGCAAUUGACACAUGAAACCAAAAGGUUUCUUAAAGAUUAUGAAGUAGAAAUGUCAGAUCUGACAGCAUACUUUCAGCAUUACAGAAAUGAUUCUUCGAUGCAAAUCAACGAAAAAAGUAUAUCCGAACUGAUAACUUCAACAGUUGAGCCUGAAAAUAUUGAAAAAUGGAAUGAGAUGGUAGAGAAAAAUUCAACACAUUUUGACGCCCGAGAGAAAUCAAGAAAGUCGUCGGAAAAUGCAGAGGGCGUAACUCUCUGUUUUAAAUGUAAAUCGCGGGUCGGAUAUAGGAGACAACUCUCUGCUUUUCCUGUGCCGCCCGAAAAACCUCGAAGUAUACGAUAUCCGUACGAUUUCUACGUCAUAUUUUCACCACUUGACAGAGAUUGGGUUUGUCACGUAUUAUUGCAAACUCUAGAAGUAUCAUAUGGAUAUAAAGGCGCCGUAGCGGAAAGGGAUACCAUUCCAGGUUCGAAGGAUUUAUUUGAACGCAUAUCCUUCAUUCAGAACUGCCCUAAGAUACUCGUAGUUUUGCGCACAGAGUUUGAAGACUAUCCUGAAUGUAACUAUGAGUUGGCUCAUGCUCUCCAUAGAAUGAACGAUGGAAAAUCGGAAAAUUUAGUGAUCCCAAUAUGCCGUACCAUUAAUGGUAUGCACCCAAGCCUUAAGACUAUAACAUACUUGGAUGCAGUAGAUGAUUGUGAUUGGAAUAAGCUGAUCAAGGCAUUGGAGCUGAAAUGA
Molecule: messenger RNA, 2253 nt
Organism: Saccostrea echinata
Lineage: Eukaryota; Metazoa; Mollusca; Bivalvia; Ostreida; Ostreidae
Exons: 1
Coding region: 1-2253 (750 amino acids)
Biological process (GO): signal transduction
Molecular function (GO): protein binding
Source: RefSeq, a predicted model, not a curated record